GCAGGACUGCGUCCGCACUGGCUGCUCCUGCCCGGCUCGGAGACGUAGAGGGUGAGUGCGGCGCCGCGGCGGGACCCUUCGGAUCGGGCUGGCGCCAGGCAGAGACCCAGGCAGCAGGCGGCCGGGACGGCCCGGAGAGGCCCCUGAGGGGCGGGGCCGGCGGUGGAUGGGCCCGAGGCAGCGCUUUCUCCGUCCCUGCGCGACGCCGGGCCGCUUGCUCCAGCUCCGCCUCCUCAGGAUCCUGCCCGUCCCCUAGGAAGGACCCCACAGGAAGGCAAGAGAAGGCAAUGGCUGCUGGGCCUCUGCCACUGGGAACUCAGUUUCAGGAGUCACUGACAUUCAAGGAUGUGCUGCAGAUUUUACUUGGGAGGAGUGGCUUCAUCUAGAUUCUGCUCAGAGGAACCUGUAUGGGAAAGUAAUGCUGGAGAACUACAGGGACUUGGUGUCACUGGGCCAUUGGCUUUCCAAACCAAGUGUGAGUUCUCAGCUGGAACUGGAAGAACUGAGCCUGGUGACAAAAGAACUUCCAGUGGACGUCUCUCCAGACAAGGAAGCGUCGAGGACGGAGUGCUGUGUUCGGCUCUUCCCCAGCCACCGGGACUCGCUACUCAUAACCAUCCUAUGGGGUUGGAAGACAAGAAAUGAAACCAAAGAAUCACCUGCAAAGCCCAACGUUACUGAAGAUAUAUCCUAUGGGGUAAUAAUGGAAAGGGAAGGUCUCUGGCAUUCUUCUUUAGGGGAAACCUGGGAACCUGAUAAUUGGUUAGAUGGGCAACAGAAAAGCCAGGAUAGACAUCUGGGCCAAGUGGCAGUUACACAUGAAGAAACCCUCACUGAGAGGACAUUUGGAGGUAACGAAUUUGCAAGAUGUUCUAGUCAGGAGUCAAUCCUUGAUAUACAACAAAGUAUUCCUGUAGGAAAAAGGCCCCAUAAUCAGAAUUUACAUAAAGAAGACACUAAACAGAAUUCUGAAUUAAUUAAAACUCAAAGUAUGUUUGUUGGGAAGAAAAUCUAUGAAUGUAAUGAAUGUAGGAAAACCUUCAGCCAGAGCUCAUCUCUUCUUAAGCACCAGAGGAUUCAUACUGGGGAGAAACCCUAUAAGUGUAAUGUAUGUGGAAAGCACUUCAUCGAACGCUCCUCCCUUACGGUGCAUCAGAGAAUUCAUACUGGAGAGAAACCCUAUAAAUGUAACGAAUGUGGGAAAACCUUCAGUCAGAGCAUGAACCUUACUGUUCAUCAACGAACUCAUACUGGAGAGAAACCCUAUCAGUGUAAAGAGUGUGGGAAAGCUUUCCGUAAGAAUUCAUCCCUUAUUCAACAUGAAAGGAUUCAUACUGGAGAGAAACCCUACAAAUGUAAUGAAUGUGGGAAAGCUUUUACCCAAAGCAUGAAUCUUACAGUGCAUCAAAGAACUCAUACAGGAGAAAAACCCUAUGAAUGCAACGAAUGUGGAAAAGCCUUCAGUCAGAGCAUGCAUCUUAUUGUACAUCAGAGAAGUCAUACUGGAGAAAAACCCUAUGAGUGUAGUGAAUGUGGGAAAGCCUUUAGUAAAAGCUCAACCCUUACCCUGCAUCAGCGAAAUCACACUGGAGAAAAACCCUACAAAUGUAACAAAUGUGGGAAAUCCUUUAGCCAAAGCACAUACCUUAUAGAACACCAGAGACUUCAUUCUGGAGUAAAACCUUUCGAAUGUAAUCAGUGUGGAAAAGCUUUCAGUAAGAAUUCAUCUCUUACUCAGCAUCGGAGAAUUCAUACUGGAGAGAAACCUUAUGAAUGUAUGGUAUGUGGAAAACAUUUCACUGGGCGAUCCUCCCUUACUGUACAUCAGGUUAUUCAUACUGGAGAGAAACCUUAUGAAUGCAAUGAAUGUGGAAAGGCCUUCAGCCAGAGCGCAUAUCUUAUUGAACAUCAAAGAAUCCAUACUGGUGAGAAACCCUAUGAAUGUGAUCAGUGUGGAAAAGCCUUCAUUAAGAAUUCAUCCCUUAUAGUGCAUCAGAGAACUCAUACAGGAGAGAAGCCCUAUCAGUGUAAUGAAUGUGGAAAAGCCUUCAGUCGGAGUACAAACCUUACACGACAUCAGAGAACUCAUACAUGAGCUAAGUUUUCACUGAGCCCUUCGCCAGGAUUAACUGUUCAGUGAUAAUCAGAUAAGUCCUGUAACAUAGAAACCUCAUAAAUGUAAUAGCUGUAUGAAUCUUUCAGUUGAAGUAUAAAUUACUAUAUGAGAUCAUACAGACCACUGCAGAAAAACCAUAUAAAAUAGAGAAACUUUAAUUCAUAAAGUAAAACUUACUCCUUGACAUCAGAAGGUUGAAAUAGCUCAUGCUGUAAACAAUGAGGAUUCGCAUUGAAGAGAAGUUGUGUUGUGUCAUACUGCAGAUCUCCUUUGGACAUCAAAGACUUCACACUGGAGAGAAAAUGUGAGCGUGCUUAACUGGACAGCCCAAAGACCUGGUAUGUAGUCCUCAUCUGCCACUAACUUGGACAAGUCACCUACUUUCACCAGAUCAUAGUGUCCUUAUUUAGUAAAGGAGGGAUUUUGAAUUUAGAAGGUCUCCAGAAUCCCGAUUAGCUCUAAAAUGCUGUAAACCUAUAGAUAUAACCAAUACUGGAAAAUCCUUGACGUUUUACCAUGUUAUGUGUGUUAUCUAGAUGCUCCUAAUCCACAAUCAGGUUUCCCUGGAUGUUUUGAGUCAAAAUUCUCUACCUCUACCAAAGCCUAUUAUUAUCCCUCUAUGUCCCUCCCCUGACCCCCUGCACUGUUAUUUUCUCACCUAAAACGUAGGCUGAUUGCUACUGGGUGAUGAAAUAACUGUACAGAUCUUAAUGCCAUAGCAUGCUGUUUUGAGUUCUCAAUUAAGUCAUUAAACUACUGUUAAAUAAGCUAAUUAGAAAACAGUAUAACUUAAAUAUAGUUUCUAAGUACAUAGGAUUCA
This is a messenger RNA of Hyaena hyaena (striped hyena), 2936 nucleotides long. RefSeq names its product ZFP2 zinc finger protein (gene ZFP2). Lineage: Eukaryota; Metazoa; Chordata; Mammalia; Carnivora; Hyaenidae. The record is from RefSeq and is a predicted model, not a curated record. The transcript is spliced from 6 exons. Gene Ontology annotation, molecular function: RNA polymerase II cis-regulatory region sequence-specific DNA binding; DNA-binding transcription factor activity. Gene Ontology annotation, biological process: regulation of transcription by RNA polymerase II. The coding region runs from base 419 to 2095 and encodes 558 amino acids.